This is a messenger RNA of Beauveria bassiana ARSEF 2860, 1140 nucleotides long. RefSeq names its product choline/ethanolamine kinase. Gene Ontology annotation, cellular component: cytoplasm. Lineage: Eukaryota; Fungi; Ascomycota; Sordariomycetes; Hypocreales; Cordycipitaceae. Gene Ontology annotation, molecular function: choline kinase activity; ethanolamine kinase activity. The transcript has a single exon. The coding region runs from base 1 to 1140 and encodes 379 amino acids. Gene Ontology annotation, biological process: phosphatidylcholine biosynthetic process; phosphatidylethanolamine biosynthetic process. The record is from RefSeq and is a predicted model, not a curated record.
AUGAUUUCGUUGACACAGCUUCCAUUCGCCUUGCCAGAGGACAAGGUGCCUACCCAGCAAAUCGCCAAGGAUAUCAUCGCCACGUUUCUUACCAAAGAAUGGCCGAAACAGGAUUCCGAGUCCAUCACCGUCACGUAUAGCACCUCGUUUACCAAUCCUAGCUGCGUCGUGGAGCGGCCGGUGCCAGACGACGACGGCCCACCCGCCGAGCCCCUCAAGCUCUUCAUCAAAUUUCACCGCACGACCGGCUCCGACUUUGAAGCUUUCCGGCACCUCGUGCCCACCAAGCAGGAAGAGGCGCUGCUAACGUACGAGUACGGCCGGUCUGGCCUGGGCGCUCGCGUCUAUGGCAUGUUUGAGACGCAGGACGGCACGCGCGGCCGCCUCGACGAGUUUCUCGACGCCCGACACCUGGAGCCUGAGGAUGUCGAGGACGAGGCUCUUCGCGCCGACGUGGCCCGCGGCCUCGCCACGUUUCACACCAUCCGCGCCGCGCUGCCCAAGAAACCGGUUGCGAGCUACUACACUUCCAUCGGGAAAGGCCUAAGAGCGUACCACGGGCUGGAGAAGCUCAAGAUGCUCGGCCGUGAGGGUGGCGUGCCCAUCGACGACCUAAUCGACUACGACAUUGCCGGACGUUGCACCGUUAUUGUCGCCGCGCUACAGUCCAUGUCCGCCAAGACGGGCUGGUGCAUCCACGACAUUCAGUCGAUGAACAUCCUCGUCAAGAACAAUCCCACGCCCGACGAGAGCCGGAUCACCCUCAUUGACUUUGAGUUUGUGUUUGAGAAUUACCGCGCGUUUGACAUUGGCGGCCACUUUAUGCAGAAGUUGUUCAAGUGGUUUGACACGGAGAGCAAGAUUGCCCACUGCCGGCCGUACUCGGAAGCAGAGGAGCGGCACUUUUGCGACGUGUACGCCGCGCAGUGGAACGCGCGGACAGGCGAGGCGGACUCUGGGGCGCAGGUGCACAGAGAGGCGCAGCUCGGGUACAUGCUGGCGACUGCGUUUGACAUUCACAACAUGCUCUGCUGGAUGGAGCAGGAGGGUGACAAGGAUCCGCUGAACCUGGCGGGAUUGAACAAGUUGUUUGCUGAGUUUAAAGGGCGGUACGAGAAGCUGGGCCUAGAGGUUGCUUGA